GUUCUUCGAUAGAGAAGUUUGAGAGAAGUUGCGAGUGUUUGCUCCGUGUUGUUUUCUUCAAAAUUUCAGGCCAAAAAUUGUGAACCGUAUCGGUGAAAUAAUUGUGUUUUAUAAUGAACUCUAUGUCCAUUUUGCAUGAGCAUUGGGGACAGUGUUGAGAAAAAUUCAAGUGCUUGUGUGGUGAGACGUGUUGGGUAGAAAAUGUAUAGUAAACCUUAGGUUGAGCUGAGAGAAAAACACGCUGGGUGGUCUUUUCCUAUACCUAUAUACAUCAGCUCUGUAGCUAUAUACCGAGCUCACAUAUGUAUUGCAUUCAUCUCAUUUCUUAUGCUUAUGCCGAAUGAAAGAAAAAAAAAUUAGAUAACCACACGUGGGAGUGCUUAUAGUGGAAAUUUCAAGUGAAUUUUUAGUGUUUUUUUUUUGGGGGGAAAGAUCUUCAAAAAAAAUAAAUAAAUUGCGGGAGAGCAGAGGGUGGACAAGGAUAAGAAGUCGUUAGGAUCAGGUAUUCCACCCAUGUGUUAUAUUGUAAUAAUGGUGUUAGACGACUGAGAAAAAAGAGGUGGGAGAAAGAGAGAGAGAGAGAGAGAGAGAGAGCGAGUGAGAUUAUCAAAUAGAGACAUAUUAGCCUGGGAGAGGAGACACACGCACAGAGGGAGAAGAGAUGCAUGAACUUCCUCGUGUUCCGGACUCCCAUGGGGAUCACAUCGACGAGAAGCUCUUCUCAGAUCUCUACGUGAGGACGAGCUGGGUGGAUGCAGCCACGGCAUUUCAGCAGAUCGAGAGCGGUAAAGCAAGAGGACGUCGUCUGGCUGUGUACAUUAGAUCUGUACUCCAGGUGCACCUCUAUUCACUGGGAUGCUAUCUCCAGAAGCACGCCGGGAAGGUCAUCUUCGUGGCCAUCCUCGUGCUCAGCUCCUUCUGCGUGGGGCUCAAGAGUGCAACGAUUCAUUCCAAAGUGCAGCAAUUGUGGAUUCAAGAUGGAGGACGAUUGGAGGAAGAACUAAAGUACACAAUGAAAUCACUGGGAGAGACGGGCUCGGCGACACAUCAGCUGGUGAUUCAGGUCUCCAAAGAGCCCAAUGUAUCGAUUCUGCAUACGCACGCAUUAAUGGUACAUUUGGAGGUACUUCGGAGGGCUACUGCAGUAACAGUGCACAUGUUCGACACGACUUGGGGCCUCAAGGAUAUGUGCUACUCAAUGAACGCCCCCAACUUUGACGUUCACCUCAUCGAGCAGAUCUUCGACAAUAUCAUCCCGUGUGCCAUAAUUACGCCACUGGAUUGCUUCUGGGAGGGUAGCAAGCUUCUUGGUCCGGAAUUUCCUGUUCACAUACCGGGUUUGGCUAAAAAACUCCAAUGGAGUUCUCUGAAUCCUCAGCAUUUGCUCAAGAAUAUGGAAGCACUCAACUAUCAUUUUCCCUCCAAGACGAUUGAGAAGUAUCUGAAGGGAGCAGGAAUAACUACGGGUUAUACGGAGAAGCCUUGCCUAGAUUUACGGGAUCCACAAUGCCCAGAAACAGCUCGCAACAAGAAUUCAACUCAGGCUCUGGAUAUUGGGGCUGAAUUGACUGGAGGAUGCUAUGGCUAUGCCACAAAGUACAUGCACUGGCCAGAGACUCUGAUCACAGGAGGGGCAUUUCGUAAUAAGACUGGACACUUGAAAAAAGUUACAGCACUACAGUCAGUAGUUCAACUGAUGGGAGAGCGUGAGAUGUACGAGUACUGGAACAAUCACUACAAGGUUCAUCAUUUGAGUUGGAGUCCUGAAAAAGCCACUGCAGUCCUCACAGAAUGGCAAAAGAAAUUCUCAAUAGAGGUGAGCAAAAUCGUAAAAAUGGACGAACUGACGACUUCCUACAACAUCUUUGCCUUCUCAUCGGCUGCUCUCGAUGAGAUUCUCGAGAAGUACUCCAAUCCCAGUCCCAUGGGAUUGGCCAUUGGUGUUGUGACAAUUGUGGUGUAUGCUGGAAUUGUCUUGUCAAACUUCCAGAAUCCAGUCCGAAGUCAAAUGGGCUUGGGUAUUGCUGGGGUUCUCCUUGUAGGUGUUUCCACAGCAGCUGGUUUGGGUUUCUGUGCUCUCCUUGGGAUUCCCUUCAAUGCCGCUACAACUCAAGUUGUUCCCUUCCUUGCCCUGGGAUUGGGAGUUGAUCAUUUGUUUUUGCUAUCCCAUGAGUAUUCCAAGCAGACCAAUGAAGAACAAACGGCUGGAAUUCUCAAAAAAGUGGGAUUGAGUGUUUUUGUGAGUGCUGCAUGUACAACAGGAUCCUUCCUUGCGGCUGUCUUGAUUCCCGUUCCGGCACUCCGUCUGUUUUGCCUUCAGGCAGCUAUUCUGCUGACUUUCAAUCUGGCAGCUGUGGUCAUUGUCUUUCCUGCUUUGAUAUCCCUGGACCAGAGACGAAGACGUGCCAAUAAGAUUGAUUUACUGUGUUGUUGCUUGCCACCGAUGCCAGAGAAAACCAUCAAACAACACAAUAAAGCCGCAGCUUUCCAUUCGGACAUCCUGACAGAAUGCUCUUUUGGGAACUUCCUGAGAUUCUCCCUCGUGGAAUUCGUAGAGAAGUGCUAUGUUCCAUUCAUCAUGAAGAGAAUUGUGAAAAGUGCUGGAAUGACAUUGUUUGCCAUUGCCCUGGCUUUUGGUCUCUAUGGAACCCUCAAGCUCCAGGAUGGACUUGAACUGACAGAUUUGGUUCCCAAAAACUCCGAAGAGCACAAAUUCCUCCAUGCACAAGAGAAACUCUUUGGCUUCUACUCGAUGUUUGCCGUAACUCAGGGUGACUUUGAGUAUCCAAUGAAUCAGAAGCUUCUUCAUGAAUACCACGAAGCUUUCGUUAGGGUUUCACAUGUCCGGAAGAAUGACAACGGAGGUCUGCCGGAUUUCUGGUUGGGACUCUUCCGAGAUUGGUUGUUGGACUUACAGAAAGCUUUCGACAGAGAUUUCGCUCAGGGCAGAAUUACGCAAGAGAGAUGGUUUGCCAAUGCUUCAGAUGACGCUAUUUUGGCCUAUAAGCUAUUGGUGCAGACUGGACAUGUGGACAAUCCCAUCGAUAAGAGCCUAGCUACGCAGAAUCGUUUAGUGGAUCAUGAAGGCAUUAUCAAUCCCAAAGCUUUCUACAAUUAUCUUUCAGCGUGGGCAUCCAAUGAUAUUCUGGCCUAUGGAGCAUCUCAGGGAAAUUUGAGACCAGAACCUCGUGAAUGGAAUCAUCAGUCUCCCAGGGACUUUGAACUGAAGAUCCCUAAAAGCGCUCCCCUAACAUACACCCAGCUCCCCUUUUUCCUCCAUGGACUUCACGAUACCACAGAAAUCAAGGCAACAAUCACGCAAAUCCGGGAGAUUUGUGAAAAAUUUGAAGCUCGUGGUCUCCCAAAUUAUCCCUCAGGAAUCCCUUUUACAUUUUGGGAGCAAUACAUGAACUUGCGCGAGAAUUUGACUUUGGCUCUGGGAGCUGCCUUAGGUAUGGCCUUCAUUCUCGUUGCAAUUGCACUUCUGUCCCUUUGGGGGGCUUUUCUUAUCAUCUUCUGUGUCGUGGCGACUCUGGUUCAGCUUCUCGGUCUCAUGACACUGCUGGACAUCAAACUUUCCGCCAUUCCUGCCAUCAUUCUUGUGCUCAGCAUUGGCCUCAGUGUCUGUUUUACGAUCCACAUAUCUCUGGCCUUCAUCACAGCUGUCGGAGCGAAGGAUCGUCGCAUCCGAAUGGCUCUUGAAUAUGCCGUAACUCCUGUAAUCCAUGGAAUUGCAACAACAACUUUGGCCAUUGUGAUGCUCUCCACAUCUCCCAUCGAAUUCAUCGUGCGUCACUUUUUCUUGCUCCUGUUGUCGGCCGUCUUUGUUGGAGCCAUCAACAGCCUCUUCUUCUUCCCCAUUGUUCUGAGCCUCGUGGGUCCGACAUCAGAAAUCAUCCCCUUGGCCAAUCCCGAUCGCAUUUCCACACCAUCACCACGGCCAUGUAGGCGCUCCCGGAAGAGCCACAAAGUGGUCACGGUGAAGGACAGAAGUUUCAAGGAUGGCCUAAGUCAGUCCAGAGGACACCACAGAGGUCCAGCGGCCAUGGAGAAAGAACCCUCCCUGACCACCAUCACGGAGGAGCCGCAAUCAUGGCAAUCGUCAGCAUCGUCGAUGCACGAAAUGCCAACGGGAGUGCGGAACAACAUCACCCUCCAACCCGAAGUUACCGUUCAGCAGGAGGGGCAGGAGGGCAAAGUACAAACUGUGACGAUACGAUCAUCGCUCAAGUCGCAGAGUCUCGACCUCGAGACCAUCCAGCUGAUUUCCCUGACUGACAAAGCCGAGAGCAAGAAGCUCACGCAACCGUCCAUCGUCAAGACGGAGGUGGAGCUCGUGACACCCGGAUGCUGUUCGGGCAACAGCAGUUAGCGUUCUAAGUGCUUCUAUACAGAGCAACCGUAACAUUAAUGGAAUUUAAUAUUAAUUGAACCGAUUGAGAGAGAGAGAAAGAGAAUUCUAUAUACGAUUGUGUUGCCGGGAACACAGCUAUAUCUUCAGUGCUUGCAGGCACUACAACCCUUUUUUUAUUUAUAUUUAUACACUUUUGUAAUAAAGUCUUAUAGGUUGAAGAUAAA
Molecule: messenger RNA, 4578 nt
Organism: Phlebotomus papatasi
Lineage: Eukaryota; Metazoa; Arthropoda; Insecta; Diptera; Psychodidae
Gene: ptc
Product: protein patched
Exons: 10
Coding region: 662-4372 (1236 amino acids)
Biological process (GO): smoothened signaling pathway
Cellular component (GO): plasma membrane
Molecular function (GO): smoothened binding; hedgehog receptor activity; hedgehog family protein binding
Source: RefSeq, a predicted model, not a curated record